Trichoderma gamsii is the source of this 1215-nucleotide messenger RNA. RefSeq names its product RNA 3'-terminal phosphate cyclase. The record is from RefSeq and is a predicted model, not a curated record. The transcript is spliced from 2 exons. Gene Ontology annotation, cellular component: nucleus. Gene Ontology annotation, biological process: RNA processing. Bases 1 to 1215 code for a protein of 404 amino acids. NCBI's taxonomy places the organism in Eukaryota, Fungi, Ascomycota, Sordariomycetes, Hypocreales, Hypocreaceae. Gene Ontology annotation, molecular function: RNA-3'-phosphate cyclase activity.
AUGAAGCCAAUUGUGCUUGACGGCCGCACUGGAGAAGGCGGCGGCCAGCUUGUCCGUCUAGCUGUGGCGCUGGCAGCAAUUACUUCGCAGCCGGUGAAAAUCACCAACGUGAGAGGCAAUCGGCCAAAAGGUGGAGGCCUCAAGAACCAGCACGUCGCAGCUAUUGAAUGGCUCGCCCAAGUCACCGAAGCCGACGUCGAAGGUCUCAGCGUCGGCUCCAAAACAGUGACCUUUACACCUAGGCGGCCCCCCUCUGAGCUAUUCCAGCGCAACAUAUCCAUCAGGACUGAAUCAGGCGCUGCGAGCACGAUGCUGGUCCUUCAGGCGAUGCUGCCGUUUCUGGUUUUCGCGAGCAACGAUUCAAACGAGCCUGUGGCUGUGGAGCUUUCGGGUGGUACGAAUGUAGCUUUUUCGCCGAGUUACGAGUAUUUCGAUCAAGUGCUGGCACCGACGCUGGAAGAGCGGUUUGGCGUGAGGAUCGAGCGGGAGCUGAAAAGUCGGGGUUGGAGUCUUGGAAAGCAGUCCUGGGGAUCCAUUUCGCUCAAGUUUUAUCCGAUAGCCAAGGGCGAGAAGCUCAAGUAUGUGCCUCCGCCGCAGUACAGCUUCCCUGAUUCAUUUGAGGUGAAGAGUAUCGAUGUCAGCAUCAUCACGCCAAUGCACUCGCACAACAAGCUUCAAGAGAGGAUAGCAGAAGACGCUGGAGUUCUCUGGCCCGGCGCCGACAUCAGCUUCAAAACAGUCGAGGAUUCGUGCGCCGAUAGCCGCUGGUCGGUGCUUCUGGUUGCUCAUUCGGCGGACGGCAUCCGCUGGGCAAGCGACAUUCUCACAUCCGCGCCAAAGAACACCAAGGGAUACGACCGCUUCAUAUCACUUCUAUCCAAGAAGCUGUGCAAAGGGUUAUAUGAGGAAAUCUCUCUCGGCGGAGUCGUGGAUGAGCAUCUCCAGGACCAGCUGAUCUGCUUCCAGGCGCUCUGCGACGGCCCAUCAUCCUUUCCUAGAGGAGACGAUCCCGCCACGGACGGUCCGCUCGGGCCGCUGAUUGAUGCCAUGGGGAACCUGCAGGUUGGAGACGGCAGGAUGAGGAGGGAGAAGACGCUGGAGCCGUUUGGCCAUGGCUCGCUGCACGCGAGGACGGCACGCUGGGUUGUUGGCGAGCUGCUCCCCGGCGUGGAGUUUUACAACAGGGGAGAUUUGGUCAAGGGGAUUGGCUUCUAG